Molecule: messenger RNA, 618 nt
Organism: Hemicordylus capensis (graceful crag lizard)
Lineage: Eukaryota; Metazoa; Chordata; Lepidosauria; Squamata; Cordylidae
Exons: 5
Coding region: 1-618 (205 amino acids)
Source: RefSeq, a predicted model, not a curated record
AUGAGCAGGUAUGACAAUGGAGCUCAAGAGUUGAAGAGUUGCACGCAAGAGAAGGAGGAUGAGGAGGAGGAGGAGGUCAUGGAGGAGGGAGCAGUUUCUACUGGGCCAGUUGGUCUCGGCAUCCCGUGUGAGCAGCCUGUAGUGGUUCCAGACGAUGCAGCGGUCCCGGUGGAGGUGCAGCAGGGAGAGUGGCCUUCAGCAGCAGUGGAGGCGCCAUCUGUCAUGCAGCUGGUUGGACAGGUUCCAGGAACUAGUGCCGGAGGCAAUGCGGGACACAGAGAUCAUGCCGGAAGCCCUGUGGCAGCUUGGCGCAUAGCUGCACUGCAGGCCAUCGAUGCCUCCUUGGCGCCCAGUACCAGGGUUAGUUAUCGGGCGAAGGUUGGGGCGUUCGCGGCAUUCAGGAGAAGAGAGGGCCUUGUGGAAGCAUGGCCUGUGCCUGUGGAACAUGUCAUGCAGUUCCUGGUGUCUCUUUCUGGGGCAGGUGCUGGCUGGGCGGCGGCUCCAGUAAGUGUGCUCCUGUGCGGCCAUUCCUUGGUUUUUUGGGCAUACAAGAGGGCCAGCGCCUCACAUUUUGGGACCCAACUCGGCCAUACAGUCCAACGGUGUUUUCCUCCUUAA